Messenger RNA from Suillus paluster, 1473 nucleotides. RefSeq lists its product as uncharacterized. NCBI's taxonomy places the organism in Eukaryota, Fungi, Basidiomycota, Agaricomycetes, Boletales, Suillaceae. Bases 343 to 1359 code for a protein of 338 amino acids. The transcript has a single exon. The record is from RefSeq and is a predicted model, not a curated record.
CAUCGCCUGCCCUACGUCCGCAAGCUGCUAAGGGGAAAUGCAAGGAGAUAGAACUUCAAACAAACUCUGAAAUCGCAGAUUUGUCACUGCCGCCUUCCUCCUCACCGUUUCCUGUUCCACGGAUACCCGACCCCUUUAGUCAAAUUCGCUCAUGCGUCCAGCACGUGCCGACGACUAUCCCCGCCCUCCACAAAGCUGAGGAUGAACCCAUGACACGUGCGCGAUCCGUGACGUCUAUGAGGGCGUUUACAUCGCCAUUCGCAUCGUUUGGGGAUGUAGACAUGGCAGAGGCGGAUCUGUUGUCGCAGCCUGAGUUGCUCGAUGGUAACUCUUUGAAGUCGUAUGAAGCCCAGAAUGCAUCGAUUCGGACUUGCGAAGACGCGAAUGCAGAGUUCGACGAUCAGCAGAGCACUGAAAAAUCCCGGAAAGAAGUCCUUUCCCAGCCAUCAUCAGACGCUCCACCAUCGCAGCACUCCCAGCCAUUUAAAAGCUUUUCCAAUCAGGAGUUUUCUCGUCAUCCCUCUCUCCCUCCCUCUCAAAUUCAGGGCCAUCAUAGCGGCGGUCAUAGGAGAAAACGCCGCAGACUCGAAGAACAUACCAUCAGUGCUUCUGAGACAGAAAACAGUGGCGUGGUUCCCCCAUCUUUUCUCGUUUCUGCCCUCGGACGUAGAAAGACUGAAGAAUCCAUUGAUAGCCCCGGUGAUGCGGCACAUCCGCACUAUAGGUCUUUUAGGGUCCCAUCAUCCAGAUCCAUUCCUUGAUUUAGGCUAUACGGCAAGUGAACCAAAACACGAGCACAAGCAGCGGCACUCCGCAAUUCCUCCUGGAAACCUUACACCCAGUCGGUCCGCUCCCUUGCUUCUAUCCCCUCCUCAACCCCCAGAGAGCAGUUCUUACCGCCGCGGCUAUGAACCACGUGCGACAUCCUCUACCUCGGUCCUCGUUACUUUGAAUUUACCCCGCACUCUCGCGUCCGCUCCAACGAUACCUCUUUUGUCGGGUAGCACUUCAACUAUCAGCCUUGCCUCGUCCUCCAAGAUUCUACGACCUUCCUUCAUCAUCUCAGAAAAAUCAUCGGUGUCUCGCUCGGGAGAACGACGCAAACGACGGGAAAUAGCUGAGAAGCUGUGUCGAGCUCGUCCAGACCUGGUCGAUCCAUCCUAUGCAGCUAAGCGAGCGAGGACGCUGUCUCGGGUCAAGGGUGAAUUAUCGGUAUCCGUGCAAGACAUGAGCGAAAUUGGCUCGUCUUCAGUCAUACACCACCUCUGGAAACAUGAGUGGUCCGUCGACUAUGCUCCGCCAAGAAUUCCGCCCUACAUCUACGUUAUCUUACCUUCCGCGGUCGAAACAAGUUGCUAGAGCAGCAGUUUCUAAACAUCUGCUGCGGAGCGCCCGCGUGACCUAUUGGAUGAGGAUACAGAAGACGUAGUAUCAGACGAUGGAUUGGGCACGAAGUCGAAGGCUUGCACGGGA